AUUAUACAAUUAGGCAAUUGGCCCAUUAUUACACAUCAUAUCAAAUAGAUAAUAAAAAAAAAUCUCUAAACAACUUCUCUCCACUUUCGCCUCACCACCACCACCACCAUGACCUCUAAAGACUGUGGCUCCCACACUCACUCUCGCCGGAAACUAAUCCGGCGAAUAAUAUGGUCAAUAAUCUUCAUCCUCUUCGUAAUCUUCCUAACAAUCCUCCUCAUUUGGGCAAUUCUCCAACCUUCAAAGCCACGUUUCCUCCUCCAAGACGCCACCGUCUACGCCUUCAACGUCUCCGGCAAUCCACCCAACCUCCUCACCUCCAACUUUCAAAUCACUCUCUCUUCCCGGAACCCUAACGACAAGAUCGGCGUUUACUACGACCGUCUUGACGUCUACGCUACUUACCGGAGCCAGCAGAUCACUUUCCGAACAUCAAUCCCUCCGACAUAUCAGGGACACAAAGAAGUCAACAUCUGGUCGCCGUUUGUCUACGGAACCUCCGUUCCCGUCGCUCCUUUUAACGCCGUUGGUCUCGAUAACGAUCAAGAUAACGGCGCCGUUAUGUUGAUUAUUCGUGCUGAAGGUAGAGUGAGGUGGAAAGUUGGGACUUUUAUUACCGGGAAGUAUCAUCUUUACGUGAGGUGUCCGGCGUAUAUUAACUUCGGUAAUAAAGCUGCCGGAGUUAUUGUUGGAGAUAACGCCGUUAAGUAUACGCUUACCAAUAGCUGUAGUGUUAGUGUUUGAAACGGCGACGGAGCGAAAACACAAAUCAGGUAACUAACGGCUCCGUUAAAUAUUAUAGUCUCUUCUUCUUAAUGUGAAUUGUACUUUUUGCUUAUACGAUAGCAAAUAUUACAGAUUCGUGAUGAUGUCCAAAAAAAGAAAAAAUUAUAGAUUCGUGAUGUUGUUGUAACGAGAUUUAAGAAUUUAAAUAUGCAUACUUUAUUAUUGUUACAUUCUAAAAUCUAUUUUAAGUUGCUAUUUUCAUAAAA
Eutrema salsugineum is the source of this 992-nucleotide messenger RNA. RefSeq names its product NDR1/HIN1-like protein 1. Bases 109 to 744 code for a protein of 211 amino acids. The transcript has a single exon. The record is from RefSeq and is a predicted model, not a curated record. Gene Ontology annotation, biological process: defense response to other organism. Lineage: Eukaryota; Viridiplantae; Streptophyta; Magnoliopsida; Brassicales; Brassicaceae.